Arabis nemorensis is the source of this 1074-nucleotide messenger RNA. Lineage: Eukaryota; Viridiplantae; Streptophyta; Magnoliopsida; Brassicales; Brassicaceae. The record is from the annotation of a GenBank genome assembly.
AUGAUGUUUCCGAGACUCCUGCAAACAAUCUGGAGACCAAAAUCUCUAAACACGGCUCUCAAUUCAAUCAAAUGUUUUAGCUCGAUAAACCCUAAACGAGUAGGGGUUUUCUGGGAUCUAGACAACAAACCACCGGCUUCAUUCCCGCCGUACGAUGCCGCCGUCAAGCUCCGAGCAGCCGCGUCAUCUUUCGGAUUCGUGAAACUGAUGGUGGCUUAUGCGAACCGUCACGCCUUCAGCUACGUUCCUUUAGAGGUUCGAGAAGAGAGGAAAGAGAGGAAAUUGCUUAACCAAUUGGAGAACAAGGGUUUAGUUCGAUCGCCGGAGCCUUACUUCUGCGGCGUUUGUGAUCGGAGAUUCUACACUAACGAGAAGCUAAUCAAUCAUUUCAAGCAGAUUCACGAAACGGAGAAUCAGAAACGUAUGAGACAGAUUGAAUCUUCUAAAGGACAUCAAAGAGUGAGGCUUGUUGCUAAGUACUCGAUGAAGAUCGAGAAGUAUAAAAGAGCGGCGAGGAAUGUUUUGACACCGAAAGAAGGUUAUGGAUUAGCUGAUGAGCUUAAACGAGCUGGGUUUUGGGUGAAAAUGGUGAGUGAUAAACCAGAAGCUGCAGAUAGAGCUUUGAAGGAACAUAUAGUGGAUGUUAUGGAUAAGAGACAAGUGGAAUGUGUUGUUCUUGUGUCGGAUGAUUCUGGUUUUGCAGAGAUUCUGUGGGAAGCUAAAGAGAGGUGUUUGAGGACUGUUGUGAUUGGGGAUUUGAACGAAGGAGCGUUGAAGAGGGUAGCUGAUGUUGGGUAUUCAUGGAAAGAAGUUGUGAUGGGGAAGGCGAAGAAGGAGGUCGAAAAAGUUGUGGGGAAAUGGAAGGAUAGAGAUGUGUUGAAAAAGUUGGAAUGGACUUAUGAUCCUGCUUUAGAGAAGGAGAAAAGUUCGUGCGGGGUUUGGGACUACGAGUUUGAUGAUGAUGAGAUUGAGAAUGGAACAGAGGUUGAAUCGGUGGAGAUUGGAGAUUGUGGUGAUUGGUGGGAGAUAGAUAAUGAUGAUGAUAGUGUUGGAUCUUCGAGACCUUGUCGAUAA